GGAGGAGGGCGCUGCGUUGGAAUUGCAGACCGGAGCUCGGCCAUGAGUCCUACGAAUGAGCCGGAGGGCGGAUCACGCCGGGAGGAGGCGGACUCGGGCUCCGCUCGUCCGCCUCUCCCGCCGGCGGCCGAGGUGGCUGUUGGGGAGCUAGUCUCCGCCUUGAACCGGCGGAGGGUCUAUAGGGACGUGACGCUUGCUCUCCGCUGCGGCCUCCGCGAUGCCGCGGCCGACUUCUCCUUCCUCCGGACCAGAGGCCUACGGAGCCUCCUCAAGUUCCUCGGAUCCAUCUCUAGCUCUGACGAUGCCAUCCGCCUCUUCUGCCAUUCUCAGACCAUCCCCGAACUGCGAGUGGUUCCUGUUCUCUUUCAGAAUUCAUUGCAGCAAUCGAAGGACAACCCUGUGGUGAUUUUGGACCAUAUAUUUGGUGUGGAACCUUUGAAGAUUGUUAGUCCUGCAACGGAAUCUGAAAUUGCUAUCGCACUCAGAGUUCUGGAAGGUUGUUGUUUACUCCAUAGUAGCAGUGCAGCUUUAGCCCACAAACACAAGGCAAUUGAGGUGUUAGUUAACAUACUUUCCACUAGAGGAACCAUUGAGCAAGGGGCAUGCUUGGAUGCUUUAAUAGCAGUACUGUUGGAAUCUUCAUCCAAUCAGAUGGAUUUUCGAGAAUGUCAUGGUAUUGAGAAAGUCAUCGAUCUCAUUAAAGAUGAGCAAGUCGAUGAAAGCAUUAGGUUGAAAUGUGGAGAGUUUCUGCUUCUAUUGGUUGGCUAUGUGAAUCGGAACGAAAAUUCUCCAUUGGCACACAUACACGAGGAUAUGCAGCGAAACAUAGGCGAGAAGUGUGCAUCACUAGUGUGGGCGGCCAGCCAGUUUGGAUCAACCCUAGACCCUGAACAAAGACAAACGGCUCUACAUAUUCAAGCGCGGAGGGUGGUAGAGUCCUUGGUGCUAUAAUAGUCUCAUUCAGCGCAAAAAUGUGAUAUUCAUUCAUAGUGAAACCUACUACUUUAUUAGUUUAAGAAAUCUAACGUAAGAAAGAAAAAAAAACAUUUUUCCUUGUAGCUUUGUAUUGUAUUAGUUUAAUUUGUGGUGGUGUUUCAGUUUUCGAGUUGUUUUGUUUGCAACUGAUGCCACGGCUGUUUUAGGAUUUGUAAUAUUCUAAGUUAAACACAGUCAAAGUAUCAAGAUUGAUGUAUGGCCAUGUUUAAUUGUGGAUAGAAGAAGAGGAUAAA
This is a messenger RNA of Zingiber officinale, 1229 nucleotides long. RefSeq lists its product as uncharacterized. Lineage: Eukaryota; Viridiplantae; Streptophyta; Magnoliopsida; Zingiberales; Zingiberaceae. The transcript is spliced from 5 exons. The record is from RefSeq and is a predicted model, not a curated record. Bases 43 to 951 code for a protein of 302 amino acids.